This is a messenger RNA of Striga asiatica, 1672 nucleotides long. Lineage: Eukaryota; Viridiplantae; Streptophyta; Magnoliopsida; Lamiales; Orobanchaceae. The record is from the annotation of a GenBank genome assembly.
AAAUUCAAAACUCAGAAAUUCAGAGAGAGAGAGANAAAAAGAAAUCGGAGGAAAACAAUGGAGAGCCGCCGACCAGAGGGGCCGACCGCGGCGGUUUUAGACCCAGAGACGGAGUUUCUGGCGUCCAAGCAGGAGACCGGAAACGAGUGGGAGCUCUACAAAGAAAAUGUCCGCCCCUUGAAGCGCGGCCGCAACGUUGGCCUCCUCAACGGCGCCCUGAAAUCGCACUCCGAUUCGCAACUCAGGAACUCACUUCUCCAACAACGGAGGAGAUUAAUCGAGGCGAUUGAUGAUUAUACCGGAGAAGACCCUCUUCAGCCUUGGAUUGAGUGCAUCAAAUGGGUUCAGGAAGCCUUUCCUCCUGGUGGUGAUUGCUCAGGGUUAGUUUUGAUUUAUGAACAAUGUGUGCGCACAUUUUGGCAUGAAGACUGUUACAAGGCUGAUCUUCGGUACCUAAAAGUGUGGUUAGAAUAUGCUGAAAAUUGUGUUGAUGCUGAAGUCAUAUAUAUUUUUUUGGAGGCAAACAAAAUUGGAGUGACACAUGCAUCAUUUUACAUCUCCUAUGCACACCACAUGGAACACAAGAAUAAAAAUAAAACUGCAAAUGACAUCUUUAACCGCGGGCUAUCUAAGUUUGCCGAAGGAGAAUUUACCGAUAAGGGCAAAAUGGAGAUCCUCCAACAUUUUAGAAAAUUCCAGAAGGAUUGGGCCUGGGAGAGUGAAAGGUGGUUUGGGCUUGAGGUGGAGGCCCAAUGGAGAGAGGUUGAGGAGAAAGCUCAACCAGUUGAAAAGUUAACAACAGCGUACAAGAAAUUUCUUACACGUUCAAUGCGACAACUGAAUGCCACAGAUGAGGAUGUGACAGAGAACCACUUACCAGCUCGAAGCUUUGGGACUGUGUUGACCAGGCAAACAAGAAACCAACCUUCUGAGAGUUCUGAUAUUUUUAGGAAAAAGCCCAAGACAGACAGGGCUCCUGGAACUGCAUUGUCCAUUUUUAAGGACAGCAGCAAUAGUUCACUAGCGGAUCAUGGGCCCCAAGAUAUGUCCAAGUUCGGCUUAAAACCAUGGCACUCACUCGGUGCCCGAGCAGAAAGAAACAAAGAGAAUAGUGCAAUUCCUUCAAAGUGGACGUCAACUAAGAUUCCUAACAAACCUGGUCAAAGCAUAAGAAGACCACCUCCAGGCCCAUGCCUUGAGAUCUUUGUGGAUGAAGAAGAAGGCUCGAGACAAGAUAAACGAGAAAACGAGGGGGAGAAGUCUUCUGCUCUGCAGCUCAGGCCUGGGGACGGCCGAGAUAUUAAGAAAGAAACCGAGCUACUGAGGGAGAACCCGCUGCGUAAUUUUCCUCCAAGUUCUUUGCCCAGAUAACAUAACUAACAAACUUUUGUGUCGUAUCCUUUUUCUUCAGUUGAUCAGCUUAACACACUUCUAAGCUUGAUCUGUAUCUGAGUGUUUGUUGUCGAGUGAUUCAGAAAAAAAAAUUGAUUCCUAUUCAUCUUUUUCGCUGUGAGAAACAUAAUUGUUGGUAUGUGGAUGAUGUUUGGAAAUUUCAAAUUUCUAUUUGGCGCCUGUUUCUGCUACUCACUUCUUGUGUGCUUCUCUUGUGAUUCCUAUAUACGUACACAUUGAUCCUGAUUCAAUUAUUCAAGGACUUAUAUAUCCUUCUGCU